Messenger RNA from Chenopodium quinoa (quinoa), 2321 nucleotides. Its product is annotated as scarecrow-like protein 15. Gene Ontology annotation, molecular function: DNA-binding transcription factor activity; sequence-specific DNA binding. The transcript is spliced from 2 exons. Gene Ontology annotation, cellular component: nucleus. Gene Ontology annotation, biological process: regulation of DNA-templated transcription. Bases 138 to 1970 code for a protein of 610 amino acids. The record is from RefSeq and is a predicted model, not a curated record. NCBI's taxonomy places the organism in Eukaryota, Viridiplantae, Streptophyta, Magnoliopsida, Caryophyllales, Amaranthaceae.
AAGCUAAGACUACUUACUUACACUUCUCACAAACCUCUACUCCAAGCAACUUACUUACUUGCAAGAGAAAAGAGACCAAAAAAUAAUUAGAGGUUAGUUUGAGGAGUGGUGGGUGUUUGUUUUUGCUCAUUUUAGGAAUGAAAGUGCCCGUUUCCACCCCUCAAGCUUGCAACACCGUCACCGGAAAACCCAUCUCCGCCGACAACAACAACAACAACUUCAACACCACUUUCCAUUCUCCUAGUAGCAACAACAAUAGCAACAACAACAGCAACAACAACAACAAUAACAACAACUUGUGUUACGAGCCUACCUCGGUCCUUGACCUCCAACGUAGUCCUAGUAGCCCCGCGGGUGCUACCAAGACCGUUACCAGUACUCCACCACCUCAACCUCCAUCUUCAGAUACGACGAAGAAUAAUAAUAACAACGUUGAUCUGGACAAUUUAGAGGGUUGGGAUUCAAUCCUGUCUGAAUUGGGGCUUAAUGAUGAUUCAAACUCCAAUAAUCCAAAACUUUUGUUAUCCCAAAUUAGUCCUUGUGAUUCAUCUCAUCUUACACAAGUUCUCCCUGAUUUUCCAUCCUCUCAAAAUCAUUUCUCCCAAAAUCAUCCCCCUUUAGACCUACCCUCAGAUUAUGCCAACUUCUGCGAUUUCUCCUACAAUCAAAACCUCAACCCGAAUUUCGGCCCCUUCGAUCAUCAACAACAACAACAGCAACAACAACAACAACAACUUCAUCAUCAUCAUCAGACAACGGCAACUAACAACAACGUCAGCAACACGUCAUUCGGACUCGAUUUCCUAGACGAUCUCAUACGAGCAGCUCAAGCCUUCGAAUCCAACGACUCACAACAAGUACACUUGAUAUUGGCACGGCUCAAUCAACGACUCAGAUCACCCCUUGGCAAACCCCUUCAAAGAGCUGCCUUCUACUUCAAGGAAGCUCUCCAACACCUCACCACCUCUAACACCAACAAUAAUUCCUCAUCGCCUCGACCACCUCGGCUUUCCUCGUACGAGGUGGUCCAAACCAUAAGAGCUCACAAAGCAUUCUCGGGUAUUUCGCCGGUGUCCCUUUUCUCCACCUUCGCCGCCAACCAGGCCAUCCUCGAAGCCGUUGUCGAUGGAACAUCACCCUUCAUCCAUAUAAUCGAUUUCGACAUUGGUUUUGGAGGUCAUUGGGCGUCGUUCAUGCGAGAACUCGUAGACAAAGCAGCUGAUCAAACCACAGAGAUGAGUAUUUCCAUAAUAUUAAGGAUCACGGCAAUUGUUCCCGAAGAAUUUGGUAUUGAAAGCAAGCUUGUUAAGGAAAAUCUCACGCAAUUUGCACGUGAUCUUAACCUUAAUUUUCAUAUUGAUUUUGUGUUGAUACCAACUUUUGAGAUAUUGUCAUUUAAGUCUAUGAAGAUUAUGGAGGGUGAAAAGCUUGCUGUUCAUCUUUCUCCUGCGGUGUUUAACCGCUUUUCGAAUAAUUCUCGAAGCGGGAUAUCCAAGUUUCUCGGCGAUCUCCGUGGGAUAUCGCCGAGCUGUGUCGUGGUGGUUGAUAAGGAGGUUGGAAUUGACGCCGGUACCGCGUCGUUUGGACCGACUUUUCUAGCUGGGAUUGAGUUUUACACCGGGAUGAUGGAGUCGAUCGAGGUGGCCGCCGCCAGUGGGUUCGCCGGCGGCGGGUUUUCCGUCGGCGGGGAUUGCCUCAGGAGGAUUGAGACGUUCGUACUGCGGCCGAGGAUUAUUGCGGCGGUGGAAGCGGCGGCGAGGGUGGCGGCUGGGAGGCGGACAUCGUGGCGGGAGGCGUUCGUGGCGGCGGGGAUGAGAGCAGUUGGGUUUAGUCGGUUUGCUGAUUUUCAAGCAGAGUGUUUGUUAAGGAGGGCUCAGGUUGCCGGGUUCCAUGUGGCGAAACGUCAUGGGGAGAUGAUGCUGUUCUGGCAUGAUCAGCCCCUCAUUGCCACGUCAUCUUGGCGUUGUUAAGCCGGUACCGCCACGUAAAUAAUUUAGAGAGAGGGGGAAGGCGAGGGAAUAACAUGACGGUGCUAAGUUGUCACUGCCUUAUAAAAUUGGUGUGUUUUUAAUCUGAGUACUAGAACAUUCGAACUCGGAGGUAGAUGUUAGUUGUUCCUUUUGUUAAGUUGGAGAGAGGCUUAGAAUGGUUAUUAGGCCUAUCACUUACUACAUAUUAGGUCAACUAAAACACAAUAGUUCUAUAAUACAUGUAGUAGUAACACUAUGUAUUGGGGUUGGUUCAAUUCCGUUGUUCAAUUUCUGGAAACUUUUAUGUUACUCGUGAAUUUAGUGUAUCAUGACUAUCUUUUAUCAAUUUUA